Molecule: messenger RNA, 5751 nt
Organism: Sorex araneus (European shrew)
Lineage: Eukaryota; Metazoa; Chordata; Mammalia; Eulipotyphla; Soricidae
Gene: SYT10
Product: synaptotagmin 10
Exons: 8
Coding region: 123-1769 (548 amino acids)
Biological process (GO): cellular response to calcium ion; regulation of calcium ion-dependent exocytosis; regulation of dopamine secretion
Cellular component (GO): membrane
Molecular function (GO): syntaxin binding; clathrin binding; calcium-dependent phospholipid binding
Source: RefSeq, a predicted model, not a curated record
CCGGAGAGGGUCGCGCCGCGCCGGGCCCGGCUCCGCGCCCCCCGCCCGCGCCCCGAGGGUCCGCGCCCCGGGCGAUGGCUGCGGGCGCCUCGGGGCCGGCCUGCGGCUAGCGCGGCGCCACCAUGAGUUUGCGGCGCGAGGACGGCGUGAGCAGCCUGUGCCAGAAGGCGCUGCACAUCGUCACCGAGCUCUGCUUCGCCGGCCAGGUGGAGUGGGAGCGCUGCGCCGGCAUCUUCCCGCCCGAGCGCGCCGGCCCGGGCGGCACAGAUGUCUCCAUCAGCCUGCUGGCCGUGGUGGUCAGCUUCUGCGGGCUGGCCCUGCUCCUGGUCUCCCUGUUCGUCUUCUGGAAGCUGUGCUGGCCGUGCUGGAGGAACAAGCCCCUGGCGGCCCCCGCGGGGGCCGUCCCGCCAAGCACGCCCACCGAGGUGCUGGACAGGGAGGAGGAGAAGAAGGAGACCCCCGAGGACGGGGCCGCGGAGCCGAGGGCGCCCGAGCCGGCCAUCAAGAUCAGCCACACGUCCCCCGACAUCCCGGCUGAGGUGCAGACGGCGCUCAAGGAGCAUCUGAUCAGACACGCGCGUGUGCAGAGGCAGACCACGGAGCCCACAUCCUCGUCCCGCCACAACUCCUUCAGGAGGCACCUGCCCCGGCAGAAGCAGGUGAGCAGCAUGGACUUCGGCCCGGGCGCGGAGCCAGUGCUGCAGCCGGGGGAGACCAGCACGAGCAUCGGCAGGAUCAAGUCCGAGGGGGAGACCUCCACGAGCAUCGGCAGGAUCAAGCCCGAGCUGUACAAGCAGAAGUCGGUGGACUCGGAGGGCGCGGGGCCGGGGGGCGCGGAGCCGUGCGGGAAGCUGCACUUCGCACUGCAGUACGACUACGAGAACCAGCUGCUGCUCGUGCGCAUGAUCCAGGCGCUGGACCUGCCCGCCAAGGACUUCACGGGCACGUCCGACCCCUACGUGAAGAUGUACCUGCUACCCGACAGGAAGAGGAAGUUCCAGACGCGCGUGCACAGGAAGACGCUGAACCCCCAGUUCGACGAGACCUUCCGGUUCCCCGUGGCCUACGAGCAGCUGAGCCAGCGGAAGCUGCACUUCAGCGUCUACGACUUCGACCGGUUCUCGAGGCACGACAUGAUCGGGGAGGUGGUGCUCGAGAACCUGUUCGAGGUCUCGGACCUGUCGCGGGAGGCCUCCGUGUGGAAGGACAUCCACGGGGCGACCACGGAGAGCGUGGACCUGGGGGAGAUCAUGUUCUCCCUGUGCUACCUGCCCACGGCGGGCCGCAUGACGCUGACCGUCAUCAAGUGCCGGAACCUGAAGGCCAUGGACAUCACGGGCGCCUCAGACCCCUACGUGAAGGUGUCGCUGAUGUGCGAGGGCCGGCGGCUGAAGAAGAGGAAGACCACCACCAAGCGCAACACGCUGAACCCCGUGUACAACGAGGCCAUCGUCUUCGAUAUCCCCCCGGAGAGCGUGGACCAGGUCAGCCUGGCCAUUGCCGUGAUGGACUACGACAGGGUCGGCCACAACGAGGUCAUCGGCGUGUGCAGGACAGGGCUGGAUGCCGAGGGCCUCGGGCGGGACCACUGGAACGAGAUGCUGGCCUACCACCGCAAGCCCAUCACACACUGGCACCAUCUGCAGGAGGGGCAGCGGCCAGACAACCAGCGAGACUUUCGGUCCCUUGGGAGCCGGCUCCCAGGCCGCGCCUCCAGCUUUGACAGCCAGGGCUCCUGCCCUUCGCCCAGGCCCCUGUCCACGCCCUGACGCCCGCCUGCGGCUGGAGACGUGAGGGUCCAUCUGGUCGUGGAAACGUCCCAGACCGAAGCCCCCGCCUCGUCCACCACCUGCUCCCGCCGCUCCCCACGCCGUGCCGGAACCAGAGCACCUGGCCCGCACCCCCCAGAGGCGCCCCUUUCGCCGGACCCGUCCCCUCCUAGGACUGUCUGCGUGCGCAGGCCACACCCCUCCAGCGAGAAGCCCGCCCAGACGGGGGCAGCGGUGGCACAGGUCACGGUCACCCUCACACGGCCCGACCCGUGCGGCCCGGCAGGACCCAGACCUGCCCUGGGCACCGUGGCCCCCGCCCCAGCCCCGCCCCCACCUGGUCACUCAGCAGCAGCCAGACAGCAGAGCAGCGGUGGGGACCCCUUCGGAGCGGGGGCGGCCCCAGGCGGUUUCUCCCUCCCCACCCCUCGGCUCUCCCCGCUGUCCCCUGCAGGCCCUGCGUGUCCCCAGAAGGUUCCCUCGGGCGCCAGGGUGGGGCCUCCCUCCUCCCGGGCCGGCCGGGGCUGACUCAGUGACGCGCAGGCCGUGACGGGGACCCCAAACGCAGCCCACCCGUGUUCCCCCGUACCCGGCUGUUCCGGGAGGCCCCCGGCCCCCCGGCUGCUGGGCCCGCCCCCUCGUUUCCCAGAGAGGACGACCAGCUUCCCGCCCCGCCGCAGAAACAGGCCGUGGAGAGUCUGUCCUCAGCCGUCAGCAGGAGCCGACUCCGGAAGCAGCGGCCCAGCCGGCACCCGCGCGCCCGGAGGGGGCAGGGACUGUCGGGAGACGGACGUCCUGGAAGCGCAGCUCCCUUCAGGACAGACAGUGCUCACCCCCGGCGGCCUCCGGGACGGGCCUGAGACCAGCCGGGUCAGCGCCAGUCGGAAGCCCGGAGAGGAGACUCCGAUCCAAGCAGUGGAAGGCAGGAGGUUCCCCGGCCCGGAGUGCAGGACCGUCGGGAACAGGGUUUCCUCGGCAGCGACUCGGCUCCCGUCCCGGACUAGAGCAAGGGGCCGGCUGUCCCCGCCCCUCCCCUGACCCUGCGCUGGCGUGGGCGCCCCUCCCCAUGGCUGAGUGCUGGCGUGGGCGUGCUCCCUCACUGAGGACGUUGGGCUCCCCCUAGACCCGCGCGUGGUCCUGGCAGAGCCAGUGUCUGUAGUGGGCUGUGGACUCGCCAGCUGGGCUGGUGUUACAGGAAGUGGCUCCGAUGUGCAGCCGCCCACGCCCCCUCACCUGCCCACGCCCCCACACACCUGCCCGUGCCUUCCCCACACCUGCCCACGACCCCCCACACCUGCCCGCGCCCCCCCACACCUGCUUGUCCCACCUGCCCGUCCCCCCACUCCUGCCCUUGCCCCCCACACCUGCCCGCUGUCCUGGGGCUGCUGGCGGCUGCUGUGGCCGUGGUCCCCAGGGGUCCCUGGCCGGUGCGUGGACAACUGGGAGGGGGCUGCUCCACUCACUUGGUCUUUGCCCUGACUCCCCCGUGUGGCCCGGGGCGGGGACUCUGACGCCCACCCAAACAGUCCUUCCCUGAUUCCGGGAGGGUUUUCCUGGUCAGGCGGCCGUGACGCGGGGCCGGUGUUUCACGGCACCACCGAGGUGUUUGGCACGCCGGGCAUCGGCCUUCAGGGGCAGCCACAGGCCUGUGCAGGGACCCGAGACCCCCGAGCCGAGCUGACGCGGGUCCCAGGCAUGCGGGAGCCGGGCCCAGCCAGGGGCAGUGCGGGACCUCCCCUUGGGCGUCCUUCAGUGCCUCGGCUAGUGAGACCCGGGAGAGCAGUCACUGCCCGCCCCCAUGCUCGAGCCGGCUCAGCGCGAGUCCCCCCAAGGCCAGCAGCUUCCUGGGCACCCGCUCUCCCGGCUGCCCGGGAGCCCCCGCCCCAGCCCACGUGUCAGACCACCGAGGCCCACUCGAGAGCCAGCCGCACCCUCUGGGCUUCGAGCUGGGGAGGAGCCAGUCUGCGUGGCUCGUUCCAAGGCAGCUCGGGCUGUCGGGGAGGGCGGGCCGGUCCGUGUUUCACAGCUCAGCCAAGGCCCCGCUGCCUGUGGAGACAGGCAGGAAGUGGCGGGGAUGCCACAGCCAACUCUGCGACCCCGUGCCAGCGGCCAGCUCCCCUCCGCCCCGGCGGGAGUCUAUCCCCCCCACCCCCCACCCCCGCACAUAGCAAUCACUCAGUGAUGUGGCUCAGGGCCGAUUCACCUGAACCUGGCAAGACCCACCGAGGUUGACGUGGGAACGGCCGGUCCAGCGCAAGGCUGUUCCCAGCGUCGUGGCCGGCACGGCUGCUGCAGGCGAGAGUGUCGUGUUCCGUGAGAUUUCUCCUUGGUUUGUCCCGUCUCAUCCUCAUAGCAUGGAACAGUGACGUGAGCGCACAGAGGUGCCCGGCCGUGGUCAGUCUGCGGUGACUUGGCCGAGAGGACGCGAAUGCGGACACCGGCCACUCAUCCGGGUCCAGGAGUCUCCUCAGGCGAGCAGAAAGGCCUUUCUCUCUCCCGUCCCGUCCCUCCGGGCACAAGCGACCCCACAGCAAGUCAUGUGACAGACCCAGACCCGAAAGUGAGAAACAGGACCCGAGCAGGGACUGGGGUCUCCCCAAGCACAGAGCAAGCAACGUUCGUGUUUAGCAGGACGCACGGACGUCCUGUGGGAGUGACACUCUCUGUCCCCUCAGCCCACCAGGGGGUGGCCCCCAGGCUCCCAUGAGACUCAGGGUGCCACUGUUUGUGCCAGAAAUGCUGGUGGUGUUUAUCUGCAAAUUUUUCCUCCCGAACGAGCUGCCGCCCUGCUCGGCCUCGAGUGGUGAGAGCCACGGCAGGGAGCAGCCCAGCGGCAGGACCCAGCAGCAAGGCCCUUCUGGGAUGGUGGCCGCCACCCCGCCACCACACAUGAGGAGAGCUGGGCAGUUCAGCGCCACACAAGAGCACGUGGCACAUGGAGCAUCGGUGGGGCAUAGUCUUCGUUGGAAGUCCCGUACGCUGGGUUCCUUUUCCCUUCUCUCAAUUAGUACUAUAGAAUACAGGAAAUGGGCUGUGAUUUUGCUAGAGAACAACAGACCAGCGGAAAAAAUUCCUAAGAUUGUGUAAAAUUCGGCCACAGAAUCACCCUCUGUACAAGCUGCAUGUUCGACCUCCACCUAACUCUCAGUGUGGCUUUAUUCUACUCCGUCUCGCAGAAGCCCCCGGUGACCCGGCACGCGGCAGACGCCAGUGUAGAUAACUCUGUAGACGCUGUACAAAGACGCAGGUAGACAGGCUCAACAUGUAAAAUACUCGCAUUCGUAGUUUUCAAACAAAACGGCCAACCCGAGUCAGCAUUCGCAUUAACGUUAUAUCAGCCCCCCCCCAGCCGAGAGAAGUGAUUAGAUUCUCCCACCAGACACGGGAGAAUCGCGGGCACGAUGGCACAGGCCCCAGAGAAAGGCCGUCCUGUGCUCCUGGUCGCCCAAAGCACGCGGCCUCGUGGGAAAACUCGCAGGCGGGUGCCGUCUUCGCGUCCUGCGUGACAUUGGGUGACUCAGUCCUCAGUACCUGGCUUCUUUGUGUCUUUCAGUCAUUGUCCACAGGUGACCUUUAAGCUGAACUUUGUGUUGUAUUCUUACCUCGCCAUGGUUCAAAUCAGUAUCUCUGACUUCGUAUUGUAGAACAGGAAUUUCAGGUUACUUUGAGGUUUGUGUUUCCGGCUUCUGAACACGGAGGCCAGCCACUCGUGACUUCCGCAGCACAUACUUGUAUUCCUUAGAACACAUGUUCUGCAGUCGCCUUUCACGGAGGUCUUAUAUCCCAGUAUUUUUGCGUCCCCUUUAGAAUGCGUGAGCGUCCGCGUCAGGUUCAGAGGAAUCAUGUGACAACAAAACCUCAGUCGUUACGAAGUGUGCAGUUUCCGACUACUUUUGUAAGAGAAAAUGGAAAAGCACUUGAAAUCUAAUUUUACUGUUUCGUAUGUAUUUUGAACAAUAAAGUGAUUAUAACUUACGUCUGA